Fusarium sp. VM40 is the source of this 966-nucleotide messenger RNA. Lineage: Eukaryota; Fungi; Ascomycota; Sordariomycetes; Hypocreales; Nectriaceae. The record is from the annotation of a GenBank genome assembly.
AUGCCUCCUCGAGUGUGCGGUGCAUCGACGCCGCUGGCUGGCCUCGAUGCCGCCGUCUCGAUCUCCUCAAGGAGCACAUCCUCCCCGUUCCUCAGAACCUUCUCGACAACACCAUGCCGCGAGAAGAUGAGCAAGGGUCGUGCGAGGAUGUUUGAGUGGUUGAACUCUGGUAGUGGAAGGAAUCUUGCCGAGCCUGGCAAUAGUCCCAACUACCUGGGUCCUCACCAAGAUCAGCCUUUCCCUCUCAACCCCUUGUUCCGAAGUCAGCCCGUGCUCGCCGAUUCCACACGAGAGUCCAUCUACGAUAAGGUGACGCGAAGGGGGGAAUCCCUCAAGGCGGUGUCUGCUGAAAUGCACGUCGACGUGAGGAGAGUUGCUGCUGUCGUGCGGUUGAAGGAGGUUGAGAAUCAAUGGAAAGCCGAAGGCAAGCCACUAGCAACACCCUAUGCCAGGGCAGUCAUGAAGAUGCUUCCCAAAACAUACUACGAGGAAGGUGCUGAGAAUGUGCAGCAUGAGCCCAUCAAUGAGAUUCAUGUACACAAUCUUACUAUGCAACAAUUGUUCGAGCCCGUUUCAGAAUCUCGACACUUUACACGAGAAGAUGCCGCUAAGGCAUUCCAUGAUAAGAUGCUUUCUGCCGAUCAACGAUCGCCUCAACCCGAGCUGAUCAAGAUGGAGCGAGAAAUCAUUAAGGGUUCUCCACGCCAAGAGGCCUUGACCAAGUUCCGACAGGUGACACAAAGUGAUGAGGACAGAGUCGCGAAGAAGAUAUUGGAGGAGCGUAAGCGCGAGGAGGCACAGACAAAGCGAGUCAAGACGGACCGUUACGAGUUCCGAUUUAAGGAGAUCAACGUCGAUGAUGUUGGACGUGAUGGUCGGUCAAGAAGGGGAACUGGAUGGCGGUAUGGUGCUCCUUUCGAGGACCGCAAGCGUGGUCUGGUCAAGAUUCCUACGUCGGUACCUUGA